Molecule: messenger RNA, 1410 nt
Organism: Phycomyces blakesleeanus NRRL 1555(-)
Lineage: Eukaryota; Fungi; Mucoromycota; Mucoromycetes; Mucorales; Phycomycetaceae
Exons: 8
Coding region: 1-1410 (469 amino acids)
Source: RefSeq, a predicted model, not a curated record
AUGUUUACCCACGAGGAUUUAAUGCCAGUCAAAGGCUGGAAAAUGGUCAUAGCUCCUUCCAUUACCUUUCCUGAGCCAACUCCAGUUCAUUACGACAACUUAAUGAAAGUCUCCUCAUUACUGAAAGAAAUUGGAAAAAAACAUGAAUGGUCAGAAGAGCAAAUUGCCAAUGACCUUGAAAUCCUUCACAAGCAUCGACUCUUUUAUACAAGAGAUCUGAGAGCCCUUUCCGAUCACAGCUGGGAGACUAUUGAACUUCUUCCAAUUGUACGUGACAUAUUGAGAACUAGCGUUGAUCCCAACUGGAAAGAAAAUCAAGACCCAGAAGCUAAAGAGAAAAGAGAACAAGAGAGAAGGGAGAAAAAGGAGAGGAAAAAGGAGAAGAAAAGAGAGAAAAAGGAAAGAGAAGAGCAAGAGAGAGAACAAGAAGAAUAUAGGUAUCAGAGCUUUGGGCAAAGUGUCCAUCCAUUUGACAUGACUAGUUUACGUGCCCAAUAUGGAUUCGACUACUACAACAGGAAACCUCAAAUUCCUGUUGUUUCACGUGAGGAGCUAGGACUUGACGCAGAGACUAUCCGCAAUACUGUUCGCAACGAAUCAAUAGAGAUCGAUCCUUCUGAACUUGAGAAGGUUCUCACCAGUUCAUCAGACGAUAGCAAGAGAAGAAAAUCCGUGACUUUCCCAGAUGAUCUUGAUCUACUCUUGGAGGCCCAUAAGGAAGAAAGAAGAAAGGAAAAAAAGAAGCGGGCCAAGAAAGAGCUCAAGAAGUCAAGAAAAGAAGCAUGCAGAAGAGCGACAAUAGAAACGGUCAAAAGGCUUGAAAGAGCAGAGAGGGAACGUCAAGAGCAGGAGGAAAAGGAGGCCAAAAAGAAAAACGAAUCGUGCACACCAACACCAGAAAAUGAUUUGGUCCCAGUCAAAAAUCUUUUGGAGGAACUCCAAAACGACAAGAUUGAGCACGCCACCCUAUCCGCAUUAAAACAAUUUCCCAUCGUCCACUCCCUAUCGAUUGAUUCAAUUGAGCAACGCUUAGAAUGCUUGCCAUCAUGGCUUUGGACGUAUCCAAUCAGCGAUUUUGUGAAUACUUGCACCAAACCCCAGACGGCCUCAUUCUGUGAGGUCAGCGAACGAAUAUUCCUAAUCAACCAUGCUGUCCUAAUUUUCAAAUCACUUGGCAAUCAGACAAACAGGCUCUGUCUUAAUUGGUGCAAAUCACAACUGCAGCAGCAGACAUAUCAAGCGCGCGUAAUGAUUAAUAUUGGUCAAAUAGACGAAAUGGCUUUGCGUUUUGUGAAUGGGUUUGGAUUUGACAAGAACGGCAAUGAACGUCUUAUUCUGGAAGUAUCAGGCGGGCAUGCAGCCAAUGAUCAAAAACAUGCCUGCGAUGUCACAAGAUUGUUCACAGUUUGA